This is a messenger RNA of Geodia barretti, 2418 nucleotides long. The record is from the annotation of a GenBank genome assembly. NCBI's taxonomy places the organism in Eukaryota, Metazoa, Porifera, Demospongiae, Tetractinellida, Geodiidae.
AUGGCGCGUGGUGGCGCUGAAGAAGGCAGUGGAGAAGUCCGCAAGAGAAAGCGGCGAAAGCGAGCCAAAGACGAUGGCGACCAGGAGCGAGAGACCAGCGAACGACCGAGCGAUUCUUCUCGCCCCCUUAUCUCGACCGAGAAGAAGGAGAAACGUCGUGAAAUCCCCGAGAAGCCGACCGAGAUUCAGCCUGGUAGCUACUGGCUGACCCGAAUCGUCUUCAUCCGAGCCCUCGGCUUCGUCUACUUCGCCGCGUUCCUGGUGGCUCUGAACCAGAACAAGGAACUGGUGGGGAAGAACGGUCUUCUACCAACUCCCAGCUUCCUCGCCAGGUGGAGGCAGCACCUGCAGAUGCCGGACAAUGUGAGCGUUACCAUGGAGGCAGUCAAGGCGGUGCCGACCCUCAUGUGGUGGGUACCAGAGGAAGACACCGACCUGGCCCUGGACGCCAUGGCCUACACAGGACUGGCCAUCUCUGGAGUUCUAGUCCUCUUUGGAGCAGGGAAUGCAGUUAUGUUCACAAUCCUAUGGGCUCUCUACCACUCUAUCAUCAACGUCGGUCAGACUUGGUAUCACUUCGGCUGGGAGUCUCAGUUACUGGAGACGGGGUUCCUGGCCAUCUUCCUCUCUCCUGUCUUCUCCCUGCGCAGACUGCCUCAGAGCUCCCCGACCUCCUGGACAGUGGUGUGGGGAUACAGGUGGCUGCUCUUCAGACUCAUGCUGGGCGCCGGGCUGAUCAAGAUACGGCUGGAUCCCUGCUGGAAAGACCUGACCUGCAUGAACUACCACUACCAGACGCAGCCGGUACCCAACCCAAUAAGCUACUAUCUCCACCAGACCCCGGAGAGUGUUCACAAGAUGGAGACGCUGGCAAACCACGCAGUUGAGCUGGUCGCUCCGUUCCUUCUCGUCCUCCCUCGACCAAUCAGAACCUUCGGCGGUAUCGUCCAGGUCCUCUUCCAGGUGGUUCUGAUAGUCAGUGGCAACUUGAGUUUCCUCAACUGGCUGACCCUCGUCCCAGCCGUCAUGAGCUUCGACGACAAGACCCUCGGGUGUCUGUUCUCCGUGGCAACCAGACGCAGAGUCAUUGACAUCCAGUAUGACUGGAAGACACGGAGGAAGCCAAUCAGUGAGAGCUUGUCUGGUCUGUUCGAGGGUAUACACACUGAACUUUACAUGCCUACAGGAUGGUACUUUAGCCAGUUGGUCUCGCUGGCCCUGGCUGGGCUGAUUGGCUACCUCAGCAUACCUGUGGUCCAGAACAUGCUCUCCUCCAAUCAGAUCAUGAACACCUCAUUCAACAAGCUCAAAAUCGUUAAUUCUUACGGUCAUUUUGGCAGUAUCACGAGGGAGAGAACAGAGAUUGUUCUAGAAGGAACCUUCAACAGCUCCUGGGGGGAAGACGCUGGCUGGCUGGAGGUGGAGUUCAAAUGCAAACCGGGGGCCAUCGGACGUCGUCCUUGCUUCAUCUCCCCCUACCACUACCGCUUGGACUGGCUCAUGUGGUUCGCUGCCUUUCAGGAUUACAACCGUAACCCGUGGAUGCUGAACCUGGCAUCAAAGAUACUGGCUGGAGACCCGACAGUGGACUCUCUUCUGGCUUACAACCCUUUUUCUGACAAACCCCCCACGUACAUCAGGGCUCGCCACUAUCUGUACCGGUACACUGAGUGGGACAGUGUGGAGGCUCUCAGAGGUAACUGGUGGAAGAGGGACCUGUUAGAUGAGCUCUAUUUCCCUGUGGUCGCCGAGGAACAUCUGAGGCCGUUCGUUGAGGACCUCGGCUUCCACUGGUACACUCGUGGUGAAGACCGAUCCACUGACUGAAACUGGCGUCAUUUUCACUUUCAGUCCGUGCUAAUAAACAAAUGUAUGGUGCAAUACUAGAGCUGUACAUACCAAUAGUAGCGGAGCCUGCGCGAUUUUGUGGCAAUUGAACUUAACAAGUGCAUCGCGUGAGCACAUAGCAAAAAACCAUCUUACGCGGUUUGUGCAAGUGACCUAAAAUUCAGGUAUGAUUUGUGUGAAAUUGUAUAGUGGUUUGAGGACCAAAAUUUGAGAGAAAAAACCAGCAGAGAUAUGGGGAAAAACAGCACACUAUUUUGAAAAGAACGUUUGCAAGUGAUACAGUCAAAUUUAUUCCGAGGAGCCAUCCAAGUGUUCUCCCUCUCUGCCGUCAACCUCACUCCCGUGUGGGUGAGCUUCCCUGGACCACAGCAGUAGGUGCGUUGAUGAAGGAACGGGGCGAGGCCGAGUGAGAAAGUGAGUGCAGCAGGGACACUGCGUCAGGCUGUGCGGGAGAAGAAACCCGUCUGGAUGAUUGGUUGCUCCGGCGACGACCCCCUUGUACCCGACGCCAAAGCUCAGGAGGACUGAGUGUUGUUCGGAGCCGGUGGGUGUGGCCGGAAUGCUGGAGAG